GUAGAGUAUAAUUCUAAUUAAAUUCUCCUCUAGUCUGCUGGCUGACUUGUAAUUAAUCCCCUAACUUCCAUUCUGCUCCCUUCUCAUUCUUUUCAUAUGGAUCACAAUUACCCACAAUUCUAAACCUAUCCAACAUAACCCCCUCCCACCACCUUUCAAUGGCAACACAUCUUUCACUCAUCACUCCCUCAGGACGUGCUUUAUGUAUCAAUGAACCUAACCAAAAUAAACUUGCUGUUAGCCAUCCUUUUUACUGCUCUUAUGAUUGACCUUUUGAUGCUUUUGUGUCUCUUCUCUUUUCUUACCUUGUACCUUUCCUUCUUGUCCCUGUUCUGUGCAAUUAAUUUGGCUCUUUCUAUUCAAGAGUCGCUUUCUCUCUCUUUCUAAUGUGCAAUAGUGUAGUGUUCUUUAUCAUGAGAGUUUUAAGGGAGAUACUGGUGCUAAAUGAGAUUCACACCAGUCAUUCGUGUCCGCACCAUGCGAAAAUACAUUACAAGGUAAAUGUUUGGUGAUGUGAAAAAUAAGCUUCUAACAUGUUGCUACUUAAGGACUACAACUCCCACAUGUAUGAUAAUUUAUGUGCAUGAGGGAUCAGACAAUCAUUGUAGUCCUUAAGCAACAACUUGCUCCCAACCAACUUCUUUAAAAAAUUAUUUAAAUUGUAGAACAAAAUGUGUAAUUUUAAGUUGAAAAUGUAUCCAUGUGAAAUUCCAAAUGGCAUUCAUAGCUAACUAAAUUUUUGCGUUUUGGUUUAUAGACAUAUUUUCAUGCUGUUCCACCUGUUUUUAAGUGGAAUAAUUUAUUUAUAAAAUUUGUACGAUUGAUAGAUUUUUAUAUAUAUAUAUAUAUAUAUAUGCCAUUAUAUGGCAUUGAAUAUUAAUACAUAAUGGCAAAAAGAUUACUCAGUGGAGUAAAACAAAUUGGCGCCAAAACGUGUUCUGCUCUGUGACGUGGACGGAAUGAAGUGGAGAGAGCUCUGCGCGAGCCUAUGGCUGCAAAGUUCUACUGUUAGAACGAUGGGCGGGGCCUGGAGAUGUCAUUCAACCAGUGACUGACUGACUGAAAACUACAAACGUGCACCUGAGUUUUACUGUGUAUAAUGGCAGAAGCAGGUGAACCAGUACUUUUCACUAAAGUAACGGUUUAUUCUCUACUCGCGUGUGUGGCUCAAUUUGCUGUCGGGUUUGCUUUCGCGCAAAAAUGGGGGAAUAAAUGUUCAGCUAUUGAUCGGUGGGUCCUCGUGUGGUUAUUUUACGACGCAAUAGUUCAUUUUACACUGGAGGGACCCUUCGUCUACAUGUCACUUGUUGGAAAUGUAGCAACUUCUGACAAUCUAUUGGCAGAACUAUGGAAAGAAUAUGGCAAGGCAGAUGAGCGCUGGUUAUACUCAGACCCGACAAUAGUAUCUCUAGAGCUUCUGACAGUGGUUUUAGAUGGUUCUUUGGCCCUGCUUCUGGUCUAUGCCAUCAUUAAAGACAAACACUACAGGCACUUUGUUCAGAUCACGCUGUGUGUGUGCGAGUUGUACGGGGGCUGGAUGACCUUCUGUCCAGACUGGCUAAUCGGAAGCCCGAAUCUGAACACCAGCAGCUGGCUGUACCUGUGGGUCUACCUGGUGUUCUUCAAUGGGAUCUGGGUGGUGGUGCCUGGACUCCUCCUCUGGCAGUCAUGGAGGGAUUUAAAAAGAAUGCAUCAGUAUCCAAAGAAGAAGAACAGAUAAACUCAGAAGAAGUCUGAAAAUUAGUAAUUAACUGUAUAAUUAUUGCAGUUAUAAUUAGCCUUUUAAACUCAACAGAAUGAGAUGUAGAGAGGGUGUGAUGCAGUUGAUUAUUAUACACAUUUAUUGCGUACACAGGGGAACGGUUGUUAAGCGUAUCUUUGCAUAAUUGCAGUGGUAAAGACACAAAGGAAGCUCACACCAAACUACUGACUCAUAGAAACUACUAUCUGCAUUCCUGUCUAUGACACCUAAUACUGAAUGCCUUGUCACAGCAGCUCUUUUACAUCAAUUUUGGGUCAUGUUUCCCUGCUAAUCCUCCUAACCAAACUACCUUAUCCAGAUGACUAUAAAUAGUUUUGUCAUUUUAUGUUUCAUCACACCCGUUUACUUCUCCUUAAUAUAAGGAUGAAUCAUGUUUCUUUUUACACAGAUUGUGCUAUUGAGUUGGCUGUUUUUCUUGCCAAGUUAUGACAACAUAAUAGGCUGACCUGUUAUAUUUUGGCCAUAGUCAGUUAUAUGCAGGUCUGACCAAGAAAAAAGUUAAAGGAAAUACUUCAUUGUAAUUUCAUAUGCUAAUCUGCUGCACAAUUUAGGCACUGUAAUUUCACUACAGCUUCAUGUGUAAAUAAUAAUGCAAUUAUUAUAUUUAAUAAGAAAUAGUUUGCAAUAAGGUUCCAUUUGUUAAAAUUAGUUAACUACAUUAGUUAACAUAUGUCUAAAACAUUUAUUAAUCUGAUAUAAUGUUAAUUAAAGCUUCUUUUUUUUUUCGGUUAAAAAUGAUCAAAAAUCAAUUUGAGCAAGUACAUUACCAGCCAGUGAUCUCCUUACCUUAGCCUGAUUCACAACGGUAAGCUUGUCAUAAUGUUUUCUAAUCUGAGUGGUACUGGUGGGUUUCCGUGGGAAAUUCAAGCAUGCCGCAGUCUUUGCGUCAUUACGUCAUGUCUGUAAACAGAAAGAAAUCACAUUGAUGGCAGAUUGUAUGGUAUGACAAAUUAAUGUUAGUGAUUAGACUGUACAGAAAUUUAAAUCUACAGGUAACGCCAAUACACACUAAAUACACAUAGUCAUGAUGUUAACAUUAACAAUUUGAGAACCAAGUAUAACAAUAAUAAUAAUUUGCACAAUUUGAUGCGAUAUGAGCUAAGCGAUCGUUAGAUUUAAUCACCUUUGGUAGCGCGAUUUAUUGUAAUGCGCUUUUCCCCCCUCAGUUGGUCAGAACAAAAGUGGCAGACGUGUUACUUGUUCAGAUGACAUUUUCCGGUGAAAAUUCUUAUUUUGGGUAUACUUCAAGACUACAAUCUGUGAUUCCGACAGCCACACAUUCUCCUCAAAAUAUUAGAUUCAUCCGCGCUGAGGAGCCCUGCCGAUGCACAACCAGAGCUGGGUAGAUUACUUAUGAAUUGUAAUCAGUUACUGAUUACAAAUUACAUGACAAAAUUUGUAAUUUGUAAUCCGUAAUAUAAUCUCUUAGAUUACAUUUUUGGUAACAUAAUCUGACUACUUUUGGAUUACAUUUAGAUUACUUUUGUGCUAACCCUUAUUUGAUGUCACACAUAUUGUAGGAUAAUUUUGCACUAUUUUGACAGAUACAAAGAAAAAAUAUAGUCCAAAAAAGUAUAUUCUAUUCGCCAACAAGUGCCUCAACAGAUUCUUUUUAAACUGCAAUGUAUGGACAGUUAAUACUUCAAAAUACUAACACUAAUGUACCUGUUAGUGUUUGCUGAUAGUAACACUAAAUAAAACAAAAUCACAUCUUAUGAUUUUAAAACAUUUACUUAAAAUUAAGUAAAUUUAGAAAACGGCAACAUUACAAAAACAAAUAUUCUUGUUGUUGCUGAUUUCUGUGCACAAUUCCACACCCCUCCCUCACCACCGGAAAAACUUGAAGAAUCACGAACGUAUAUAAGUGGCAGGUUUAUUAUGAAAAAAAUAUAAAUGUUAAAAAAAAAAAUGAAAAAUUAGGAGAAUCAAUGAAUUGUGAACAACUUACUGCCAUUGUGUAAAGAAUAUGUAAUCAUGUAAUCCAUAAAGUAACUGUAAUCUGAUUACGAUUAUUUUAAAAAGUAGUUAACUCUAAUUACAAGUACUUUAUUUUUGGAGUCUGAUUACGUAAUCCAGUUCUACCCAGCUCUGUGCACAACCCACAUAAAGAUAAUUCCACAAAUAACUGCAACUGCAGGUUUCAAACAGAGAUGGCGACAAAGAGGCAAAACUUACGGACUGCAGCUUUAAACAUUUACUAAUGUUAUUAAAAUCAAAAGUUGUGUCUUUUAAUAUUAUUUAACUGAUCUGUUUGAGCUGGCAUGACACUAACACUGAACAGUUGAAUUUUUAUUAACUAAUGUAAAUAAAAAUUAAUAAAUACUGUAACAAAUGUA
Messenger RNA from Ctenopharyngodon idella (grass carp), 4098 nucleotides. RefSeq names its product EBP like (gene ebpl). Lineage: Eukaryota; Metazoa; Chordata; Actinopteri; Cypriniformes; Xenocyprididae. The coding region runs from base 1100 to 1720 and encodes 206 amino acids. Gene Ontology annotation, biological process: sterol metabolic process. The record is from RefSeq and is a predicted model, not a curated record. The transcript is spliced from 4 exons. Gene Ontology annotation, molecular function: cholestenol delta-isomerase activity. Gene Ontology annotation, cellular component: membrane; endoplasmic reticulum.